Notothenia coriiceps (black rockcod) is the source of this 10246-nucleotide messenger RNA. RefSeq names its product HECT and RLD domain containing E3 ubiquitin protein ligase family member 1 (gene herc1). Lineage: Eukaryota; Metazoa; Chordata; Actinopteri; Perciformes; Nototheniidae. The coding region runs from base 1 to 9762 and encodes 3253 amino acids. The transcript is spliced from 55 exons. Gene Ontology annotation, molecular function: ubiquitin-protein transferase activity; protein binding. The record is from RefSeq and is a predicted model, not a curated record.
AUGUCCAUCUGUCACCUGCCGAGCAGCUGGGGGACUGAGGUGUUGGUGGCCAUAAUGACAGCUUUGGAGUUGCUCACACCACCUGAUGUCCACAGUAUGCACCAGCAGGAAGUGUGGAUCUCGUUUUCUCCACUCAAACUACUCUCCAGCUGUUCACUCCUGCCUUCUUCAGAGAUGAGCGUCAAGUCUGCCAUAAACAAGGCGGUCUUCAUACCCCACGAUGAGAAGAUGCUUGUUGCUGCGCAGGUGAAGAGGAGGACCAAGAAGAAGAUCCCCUUCCUGGCCACAGGUGGUCAGGGAGACUACAUGACCUUCAUCUGCAUCUCAGCAUUUGGGGGAUUUGAGUGGGAGUCUGCCAUCAGUACUGGGACAUAUGCAGACAAGUUGAGUCCUAAGGUGGUUCAAUCACUGCUGGACCUGCUAUGCAGUCAGCUGAAGAACCUGCUGUCUCAGGCAGGAGUCAGUCUCCUCUCUCCUGGGGAAGAGCAAGAAGACAACAAACAGGAGGACAGUGCUGACUCUGAGAAGAAAGACUUCAGAGCAUUGCUCCGUAAGCAGCACACUGCUGAGCUCCACCUUGGAGACUUCCUGGUUUUCCUCAGGAGGGUGGUGUCUUCGAAGGCCAUCCAGUCCAAGAUGGCCUCCCCUAAAUGGACUGAAGUGCUGCUCAACAUAGCUGCACAGAAAUGCUGCUCAGGGGUCCCUCUGGUUGGGAACUUAAGAACUCGGCUCCUUGCUCUUCAUGUAUUGGAGGCUGUCCUGCCUGCCUGUGAGGCCAAUAUGGAAGACGACCAAGUCACACAGGUUGUUGAGCGCCUCUUCGCCCUGUUGUCUGACUGCAUGUGGGAGGCUCCCAUUGCCCAAGCCAAACACUCCAUUCAGAUUAAAGAAAGAGUUCAGGAACUCAAACUACAGGGAGAGGCAGAAGAGGAGGACGAGAACCUUCCCAUCCAGGAAGUGUCCUUUGACCCAGAGAAGGCUCAGUGUUGUGUGGUGGAAAAUGGCCAGGGUUUGACGCAUGGCAGUGGGGGGAAAGGAUACGGCCUGGCCUCCACUGGUAUCUCCUCUGGAUGCUACCAGUGGAAGUUUUACAUCGUCAAGGAGAACCGCGGCAACGAGGGUACGUGCGUAGGCGUUUCACGAUGGCCCGUGCACGACUUCAACCACCGCACCACGUCUGACAUGUGGCUGUACCGGGCAUACAGCGGAAAUCUUUAUCACAAUGGAGAACAAACACUGACACUUAGCAGCUUCACGCAGGGAGACUUCAUCACCUGUGUUCUGGACAUGGAGGCCAGAACCAUCUCCUUUGGCAAGAACGGAGAGGAACCAAAGUUAGCCUUUGAGGAUGUUGACGCCACAGAGCUCUAUCCCUGUGUGAUGUUCUACAGCAGCAACCCAGGGGAGAAGGUUAAGAUCUGUGACAUGCAGAUGAGGGGAACGCCUCGAGACCUGUUGCCUGGCGACCCGGUCUGCAGCCCCAUGGCCACCGUCCUGGCCGAGGCCACCACACAGCUGAUCCGCAUCCUACACCGCACAGACCACUGGACCCACUGCAUCAACAAGACCAUGACGGAGCGCCUCCACAAGAUCAAACUCUGCUUCAGAGAGUCUGCCAGUGCAAGCGGCAGCGGUGGAGGUCAGAGGCUGAAGAAGAGCCGAUCGGUGCAGAGCCGCGAGGAGCACGACGCUCAGAGCGAGAGCCAAGAAACCCCCACGAGGACGGAGGAGGAGAGGGGCCGCCACGGACGACAGCAUGGCUUGGGAGAGCUGUCGGAGCACCACCUCAGGACGCUCUGUACGGAGGUGUGGCCGGUCCUGUCGGUGAUCGGAGGGGCGGAUGCGGGAUUACGCGUCGGUGGGCGAUGUGUGCACAAGCAGACCGGGAGGCACGCCACUCUGCUGGGCGUGGUGAAGGAGGGCAGCACCUCGGCCAAGGUGCAGUGGGACGAGGCCGAGGUCACCAUCAGCUUCCCAACUUUCUGGUCGCCUAGUGACACUCCGCUGUACAACCUGGAACCCUGCGAGCCGCUGCCCUUCGACGUGGCACGAUUCCGCGGCCUCACCGCCUCGCUGCUGUUGGACCUCACCUACCUCACCAGCAUCCACGAGGAAACCGCCACCAAGCUCAGCGCGCGACGCCACGACAAGAAGCAUCGCAACGCGGCCUCCACCGGGCACGAGCCCACGGGUAGCGAAGACAAGGCGGAGAACGAUGGGCACAACCGAAACGAAGAAAAAGAUAACCAAGAAGCAUCUGGAGCUCCAAACACCUCUGACAUGCGUGUGUCCCACAGCCUUGAUGAGGUGAAGGCACAUGCAGCACCCAACUCAAAGUCAGAGAGCGAAAUCUCCUCUGUUGUGAGUGGAGGAAAUGAGACCCUCUUCACUGCAGCUCCUCACACUCCUGUUGAGGGAAGCAGGAAGAAAGGCCAUGAGCACGGCUCCCGUAGUCACGAGACUUCUCCCUCCUCCAUCGCCAUGCAGUCGGAAAUCCAUGCUGUGCAGCUUUCCUACCUCUACCUGGGAGCCAUGAAGGCCCUGAGCGCCCUGCUCAGCUGCAGCAAGUAUGCUGAGCUGCUGCUAAUACCAAAGGUGUUACCAGACGCAGCAUCAAGCGGGCACAACGCUGAUCUGAAUGCCAGCACCAAUGGGAGCACAGCUGCCACCUCGCCGGUGUGCCAGGAAGAGGUGGAGAUGCGAGCGGCUCUGCAGUUCCUCAUGCGCCACAUGGUGAAGAGGGCAGUGAUGCGCUCCCCCAUCAAGCGGGCCCUGGGCCUGGCAGACCUGGAGCGGGCACAGGCCAUGAUCUACAAGCUUGUUGUGAAUGGGCUGUUGGAGGAGCCCAGUGGAGGAAAAGCUAAGCCUGGAGUGAGAAGUGAGCCUGAAGGGGAGGGGGACGGUACAGAGGGGGAGCAGUUGGCACAGACUCCAGUCACAACCAGCCCCUCUGCCUCCAGCACCACCUCCUUCAUGAGCUCCUCACUGGAGGACACUACCACUGCCACCACCCCCAUCACAGACACGGAGACUGUCCCUGCAUCAGAGUCUCCGGGGGUCAUGCCUCUCAGCCUCCUCAGGCAAAUGUUCUCAAGCUACCCGACUACCAGUCUGGCUCCAACCCGGCGAGCUCAGACUCCCCCAGUAACCUCUCUGCCAACCUCCCCCUCAGACGAGGUGGGCCGCAGUCAGAGUCUCACCUCCCCCGACUCCCAGCCCUCCAGACAACAGAACAGGACGGGUACCUCUCUGUCGGACCCCAGCAGUAGGCUGUCCACAUCCCCCCCUCCCCCGGCCAUCGCUGUGCCCCUGUUGGAGAUGGGCUUCUCCCUGCGGCAGAUCACCAAAGCUCUGGAAGCCACCGGUGCCAGUGGAGAAGCAGACGCUCAGAACAUCACGGUGCUGGCCAUGUGGAUGAUAGAACAUCCCGGCACGGAGGAGGAGCAUGAAGAGGGUCACACCAGAGGCAGUGGUGUCGGCGGCGACGGCUCCGACUCGUCCUGUCCAGGAGCAACAGCCUCUUCUGGAGGCAAAUCUCUGGACAGGAGCCCCUACCUGGUCUCUCCUGGAGACAUCGCCAGUGCUGAUGCUUCAGAAAUGGAGGAGGGCUUCAGCGAGAGUCCUGAGGGUCUGGAGCAGGACAAUGCGUCGGCCUCCAGUGGCGGUCCGCUCAGAGGCCGCUCUGCUGCCGGCAGGAAACACCGCUUUGACCUGGCAGCACGCACGCUGUUAGCCCGCGCUGCAGGACUGUACCGCUCGGUGCAGGCGCACCACAGCCAAUCACGGCGGGAGGUCUCGUCGCUCCAGCAGCAGCAGGACCCCGGCGCGCUCUACGACUUCAACCUGGACGAAGAGCUGGAGAUGGACCUGGAUGAGGAGACCAUGGAGGCCAUGUUCGGCCAAGAUCUGGCCAGCGACACGGAUAUUCUGGGAAUGUGGAUCCCGGAGGUACUGGACUGGCCAACAUGGCACGUGUGUGAAACGGAUGAUCGCGAUGAAGUUGUGGUGUGCGAGCUGUGUGAGGCCAACGUCGCCAACUUCAACCAGCACAUGAAGAAGAGCCACCCAGGAUGCGGUCGCAGCGCCAACAGGCAAGGUUACCGCAGCAACGGCUCCUAUGUAGACGGCUGGUUUGGAGGGGAGUGUGGGAGUGGAAACCCUUACUACCUGCUGUGUGGAGGCUGCAGAGAGAAGUACCUGGCCAUCAAAAGCAAAGCCAAAGUCCCCAUUGUGGAGAGGUAUAAGGGACAAGCUCCUGACCUCCUGGGGAAGCAGGACAGUGUCUAUGAAGAGGACUGGGACAUGCUUGACGUUGACGAAGAUGAGAAGCUGACGGGAGAGGAGGAGUUUGAGCUCUUGGUCGGACCAUUGGGUCUCAGUGAGCGGAAGAUCGUCCCAGAGGCUGUCCAGUUUCCAGACAGCGACCCUCUUGGAGCUUCUGUUGCCAUGGUGACAGCCACCAACAGCAUGGAAGAGACCCUGCUGCAAAUAGGCUGUCAGACCUCGGUGGAUAAGAGUUCCUCGGGCAGAGUGACCCUCGGCGAGCAGGCGGCGGCCCUCCAGAACCCUCAUGACCGGGUGAUGGCGCUGAGGAGGGUGACGGCUGCAGCCCAGGUGCUGCUGGCCAGGACCAUGGUCAUGAGAGCCCUGUCCCUGCUGUCUGUCAGUGGCUCCAGCUGCAGCCUGGCAGCCGGUCUGGAGUCUCUGGGUUUGACCGACAUCAGGACUCUGGUCAGGCUGAUGUGUCUGGCGGCUGCAGGCAGAGCCGGUCUUUCCACCAGUGCAACAUCAGGCUCCGGUCACUCUGAAAGGCCCCGCGGGGCCGCCAAAUCGGGCAAACCCAUCUCCUGUCUGGCUUACCUCAGCACAGCUGUGGGCUGCUUGGCCUCCAACAGCCCCAACGCUGCCAAGCUGCUGGUGCAGCUCUGCACUCAGAACCUGAUCUCCGCAGCUACCGGCAUGAAUCUGACCACAGUGGACGACCCCAUCCAGAGGAAGUUCCUGCCCAGCUUCCUGCGAGGCGUGGCCGAGGAGAACAAACUUGUCACGUCUCCAAACUUCGUGGUCACUCAGGCUCUGGUGGCCCUCCUGGCAGAUAAAGGGGCCCGACUCAGACCUGCCUAUGACAAGGCUGACAUGGAGAAAAGAGGGCCUCUGGAGCUGGCCAACGCUCUUGCGGCCUGUUGCCUGUCCUCCAGGCUGUCCUCGCAGCACCGUCAGUGGGCGGCGCAGCAGCUGGUUCGCACGCUGGCCGCCCACGACCGGGACAACAACAAGAACAGACCGCAGACCUUCGCCGACAUGGCUGGGGACCUGCGCAAGUGCUCCUUCAUCAAGCUAGAGGCUCACCAGAGCAGAGUCAUCACAUGUGGGUGGUGCAGUAAGAAAGGCCUGUUGGCGACGAGUGGCAAUGAUGGGACAGUCAGGAUGUGGAACGUCACCAAGAACCAGUACACCCUCCAGCAGACCUGCAUCUUCAAUAAGGAUGACGGCUCAGAGGAGGGCAUGUCAGGUUUAGGAUCUCCCAGCGACCCUUGCAUGUCUCCUCUGGCAUGGAGCGUCACUGGAAAGUAUCUGGCUUCUGCCAUGGACAAAAUGGUCAACAUCUGGCAAGUUAAUGGUGGUAAGGGCAUUUUGGACGUGCAGCCUCACUGGGUAUCGGCGCUGGCUUGGCCUGAAGAGGAAGCAGAGUCUUUGUGGUGCGGGGAACCAAAGGACAUGCUGUUGGUGGGACGAAUGGACGGGUCUCUGGGCCUCAUCGAGGUGCUGGACACCUCCAGCAUGCACCGCACCGAGCUGGAGCACUGCUACAGGAAGGAUGUGGCAGUGAUGCACAUUGCUUGGUACAGUGAGGACAAGCCUUUCGCUGUGGGCUACGCAGAUGGCAAGCUGCUGAUAGGGUCCAAAGAGCCCUUAGAAAAAGGAGCCAUCGUAGUCAUUGAUGCACACAAGGAGUCGAUCACCAGCAUGAAGUGGAGUCCCACGGGUCAGAUCCUGCUGACCUGUGCCAAAGAGGAGACGGUGAAGCUGUGGGCCAGUCCGGACCCUCACUCUGACUCCGACUCAGGUUCUGGUUGGCGCUGCCUGCAGAGUCUGAGACACCCCUCCCCUGUUAACGGUGUGGCCUGGUGCAGCCUGCUGGGGCGUGGCCCAAAGACCCUCAACAUGUUAGCCAUAUGCUGCCAAAAUGGCCUGGUCUCAGUCUGGACUGUUCCUCAAAACAUCUGCAAUUACCCAGAAUCCGUUUCCUCUGAGUUGGAGGGAUGGUGGGAGAAUGAAGCAAAACCCAGAUUCAUGAGUCGUAGGAGAAAAGAAGCUGCAUUCUUCCACUCACCUGCUGUCACUGUGUUGCAGUCUUCCCGGUGGUCAGGUAAAGGUGCAACGUGUGUUUUCCAGCUGAAGGGCCACAUCACCCCGGUGAGAACGCUGGCCUUCAGCCCCGAUGGUCUGGCUCUGGCAUCUGGAGGAGUGGGAGGCCUUAUGAACAUCUGGUCCCUGAGGGACGGCUCAGUGCUCCAGUCAGUAGUAGCCGGUUCAGGUGCAAUCCAAAAUAUAGUCUGGAUCCCAGAUGUAGGUGUUGCUGUCUGCUCCAAUAGGUCAAAGGAUGUGCUGGUUGUGAACUGCUCCAAAGACUUCAUGGUAUCCAACCAUGUGCUGGCCACUUGCCGCACCGCCCUGAAGAAGCAGGGCGUGGUCGGCCUCAGCAUGGCACCCUGCAUGAGGGCCUUCCUGGAGAGACUGCCUGUCAUACUGCAGGAGCAGUACGCCUACGAGAAGCCCCACGUUGUAUGUGGGGAGCAGCUCGUUCACAGCGCCUACAUGCAGUGCCUGGCCUCCCUGGCUGUGGGUCUCCACCUGGACCUGCUCCUGUGUCGCCCCCCUGUGCCUCCUAGCUUCCGCCACUGCCCCCCAGAGUCCGGCACUGCAGUCUGGUCUGCCAGCGAGUGGGCCUGGUUAGAAUGCUUCUCUACAACCGUCAAGGCGGCAGAGGCCCUCGCUCGAGGAGCCACCUUCUCUGAGUCCUUCUCUGUUCCCGACAUGGAGCCUGUGCCCAAAGAUGAGAUGACUCUGCUUAUGGACAACAGUAAAUGGGCGCAUGGGGUGGAUGAACAGAUCAUGUCCUGGGCCACCUCAAGACCAGAGGACUGGCACCUUGGGGGGAAGUGCGAUGUGUAUCUGUGGGGCGCAGGGCGACACGGCCAGUUGGCAGAGGCCGGCAGAAACAUCCUGGUGCCGACCAACGCUCCGUCCUUCUCUCAGGCACAACAGGUGGUGUGUGGUCAGAACUGCACCUUUGUGAUCCAGCCUAAUGGGACGGUGCUGGCCUGUGGGGAGGGCAGCUACGGCCGCCUGGGGCAGGGCAACUCUGACGACCUGCAUGUCCUCACCGUCAUCUCAGCUCUACAAGGUUUCGUUGUGACUCAGCUGGUGACGUCCUGUGGCAGUGACGGUCACUCCAUGGCUCUGACUGAGAGCGGGGAGGUGUUCAGCUGGGGGGACGGGGACUACGGUAAACUAGGCCACGGGAACAGCGACCGCCAGCGCAGACCGAGACAGAUCGAAGCUCUGCAAGGAGAGGAGGUGGUGCAGAUGUCCUGUGGGUUCAAACAUUCGGCAGUGGUGACAGCUGAUGGAAAGCUUUUCACAUUUGGUAAUGGGGAUUACGGCAGACUGGGUUUGGGGAACACCUCCAACAAGAAGCUCCCAGAGAAGGUCACCGCUCUGGAGGGCUACCAUGUUGGACAGGUGGCUUGCGGUUUGAACCACACUUUAGUCGUCUCUGCUGAUGGAAUGAUGGUUUGGGCGUUUGGUGACGGAGACUACGGUAAACUGGGACUUGGCAAUUCCACAGCCAAGUCCUCUCCUCAGAAAGUGGACGUGUUGUGUGGAAUCGGCAUCAAUAAAGUGGCCUGUGGAACACAGUUCUCAGUUGCUCUAACCAAAGAUGGCAACGUUUACACGUUUGGCCAAGACCGCCUCAUUGGCUUACCAGAAGGCCGGGCCAGGAACCACAACCGGCCCCAGCAGGUGCCGGCCCUGGCAGGGAUCCACAUCCAGGAUGUGGCCGUCGGUGCCGAACACACUCUGGUGCUCUCCUCAACCGGAGAUGUUUACACCUGGGGCAGCAACUCGGAGGGACAGCUGGGCCUGGGCCACACCAACCACGUCAGAGAACCCACAAUGGCCACAGCGGUGCAGGGCAAGAACGUCCACCAGAUCUCUGCCGGACGCUGCCACAGCGCUGCCUGGACGGCUCCCUCUGUGCCUCCACGAGCACCAGGCUCGUCGGUCCCUCUCCAGCUGGGUCUUCCCGUGGCGGUGCCUCCUCAGUACAGCGUGCUAAAAGAGAUCAGCAUUGAGGCGGUGAGGGCUCGCCUGAGGCUCCUCUACCACUUCUCCGACCUCAUGUACUCCUCGUGGAGGCUGCUCAACCUCAGCCCCAACAACCAGAGCUGUACGUCCCACUACAACGCUGGUACCUGGGGGAUCGUUCAGGGCCAGCUGAGGCCCCUGUUGGCCCCCAGAGUGUACACCCUGCCUAUGGUGCGCUCCAUUGGCAAGACCAUGGUGCAGGGCAAGAACUACGGCCCCCAGAUCACCGUUAAACGCAUCUCCACGCGAGGACGGAAGUGUAAACCUAUCUUCGUGCAGAUCGCCCGUCAGGUUGUGAAGCUGAACGCCUCGGACCUCCGCCUGCCCUCAAGGGCCUGGAAGGUCAAAUUGGUGGGGGAGGGGGCCGACGACGCAGGAGGGGUCUUUGACGACACCAUCACAGAGAUGUGUCAGGAGUUGGAGUCGGGCGUGGUGGACCUGCUCAUCCCCUCCCCCAACGCCACGGCAGAGGUUGGCUAUAACAGAGACAGGUUCCUCUUCAACCCUUCGUCCUGCAUGGACGAGCACAUGCUGCAGUUUAGGUUCCUGGGCAUCCUGAUGGGCGUGGCCAUCCGCACCAAGAAGCCUCUGGACCUGCACCUGGCCACGCUGGUGUGGAAGCAGCUGUGCUGCAUCCCCCUGCAGCUGGAGGACCUGGAGGAAGUGGACCUCCUCUAUGUGCAGACGCUCAAAAGCAUUCUUCACAUUGAAGACAGCGGCAUCACAGAGGAGAACUUCCAUGAGAUGAUUCCUCUGGAUUCCUUCGUCGGGCAGAGUGCAGACGGGAAGAUGGUGCCCAUCAUCCCGGGGGGAAACAGCAUCCCGCUCUCCUUCUCCAACAGGAAGGAAUACGUGGAGAGAGCCAUCGAGUACCGGCUGCAUGAGAUUGACCGACAGGUGGCGGCGGUGCGUGAGGGCAUGUCUUGGAUCGUGCCGGUGCCGCUGCUGUCCCUGCUGACGGCCAAGCAGCUGGAGCAGAUGGUGUGCGGCAUGCCGGAGAUCUGCUGCGACGUGCUGAAGAAGGUGGUGCGCUACAGGGAGGUGGACGAGCAGCACGCCCUGGUGCAGUGGUUCUGGCAGACGCUGGAGGAGUUCUCCAACGAGGAGCGCGUCCUCUUCAUGCGCUUCGUCUCCGGGCGCUCGAGGCUGCCCGCCAACACGGCCGACAUCUCCCAGAGGUUUCAGAUCAUGAAGGUGGACCGGCCGUACGACAGCCUGCCCACCUCUCAGACCUGCUUCUUCCAGCUCCGCCUGCCUCCCUACUCCAGCCAGGCCGUCAUGGCGGAGCGGCUGCGCUACGCCAUCAACAACUGCCGCUCCAUCGACAUGGACAACUACAUGCUCUCCAGAAACGUGGACAACGCAGAGGGCUCCGACACGGACUACUGACGCAGGCAGCCCCACACGUGAACACAUGAAUGAUCACCUGCACACGGACUGUCUUAUCGAACACGCACACACAGAGCGAGAUGCUUCAUCAUCGCUGCACCAGUUGUAGGGAACUCCUGAGCAGACACUUUUUAAAUCCAUUUUAUGUACUUUCAAACAGCACAGGUUUUCCUUUCUCCUUGCGGUUUAUUAGCAGUUUUUAAAUGACACAAGAAUCCACACGAGAAGUGUAUUUAGUGUUUGUUUUUUGCGCAUUACUCCACAUCCCAUUUUCAGGGUUUCUGCAUGGAGGUUGUUUAUUUGUUUGGAUGUGUAUAGAAUAUUCAAAAAAAAAGCACGAGGAGGAAAGGAAGAAUAUUGUACAUUGUGUAAAAUGCUUCAUUAUGGAAAUGUUUUGCAUAAUAUCCAUAUUUAUUGUUUUCAUUGCCUAUGCCGAGUUUCCCAAAGCAUACAAAAAAACAACAAUAAAUGCUGCAUAACUGAA